This is a messenger RNA of Bicyclus anynana (squinting bush brown), 2656 nucleotides long. Its product is annotated as zinc finger protein 271. Gene Ontology annotation, molecular function: RNA polymerase II cis-regulatory region sequence-specific DNA binding; DNA-binding transcription factor activity, RNA polymerase II-specific; zinc ion binding. Gene Ontology annotation, biological process: regulation of transcription by RNA polymerase II. Gene Ontology annotation, cellular component: nucleus. Bases 185 to 1834 code for a protein of 549 amino acids. NCBI's taxonomy places the organism in Eukaryota, Metazoa, Arthropoda, Insecta, Lepidoptera, Nymphalidae. The record is from RefSeq and is a predicted model, not a curated record. The transcript is spliced from 7 exons.
ACCAUUUACGUUUUACACUAAGAAACGCAAAACAACAAAUACAAAAUAAAAUGUUUGUGCUUAGUGUCCGAUACGUAGAGUUUAUGUGACGAUAACCUUCACGAGUGCAGCUUGAGCGACGAAAUUGACAAUAAACAUCAUAUAAAGCGAAGGGUGAAAAAGGAAAACCAAGUGAUCAGAUACAAUGCAGUGCUGCGUAGCUUUCUGUGCAAAUACAUCGGCCCAGAGUGAAGAGCUUAGUUUUCACCGUUUUCCAGAUGACGUGAAUCUUCGCAAUGCUUGGCUCCGAGCACUUGGUACAGAGACUGAUGCAGCGGCAUCUGCUGUGGUGUGCUCGCAGCACUUCCUGAGUGUGGACAUGCAUGUCAACCACAACGGCUCGAGGGUAGUCAACCUUGGAGCUGUUCCUUCAUCAGUGCAGAUGUGCCUGAUGUGCCUGGACACUGACAGCAAGCUGGUCCUGAUGAGCAAACACAAGAUGGAAGAAGCAUUUGAAAAGUUGACUGGACAUCCAUUGCAGGUGUGUGAGCGAGGAGCCCUGAGACACACGCUGUGUGUGCACUGCCGACAGAGGCUGCUCAGCUUCAGCAGGUUCCGAGACUGCAGCCGGAGAGCUCACUCACUGCUGAUGGAGCUGCUUGAAGAGCAUCACGUAGUGACAAAACAACACAUAGAAACAAUAAAACAAACAAACAAACACCUAAAACACAAACUAGUAAAGACAUCCCUGGGACCAAACCCCUGCAACCUGCACCUAGUGGACCAGGACAGACACACAGACAAUAUCAAAGCAGAUAACACACUCAAGCGUGAGGUGGAAGAUGUGACGUCAGAGGAUGAGGACAUAAACAAUGACGUCACAGAAUGUAAAAACUUCGAGCACAGUGUGACGGUGAAGAUCGAGCCCGAAGAGAGUGAAUGUGAAAGUACUAACGCUCUAUGGGACCCGCUGAAGUAUGAGGUCUCCUUCAAUUGUACCAUUUGUUCUGAGGAGUUUGAUGAUGAGCUGGCAUACAAGGAGCAUAUGACCAUGCACCAUCAGAACGCUGUAUGUGACACAUCGCAAGAGUGCAAUCCUCGUGCACCUGAGCUGGAACUGGAGAACAAGAUAGGAGUUCAGAAGCUGAAUGAUGGCCCUCCUCCGUCUGCAGACUCUACUCAGACUUCAGUAGCUCCACUGACCACCAAGUUUGCGACACACAGGAAACCAAGAAAGGUGCAGGCACACAAAGCAACAGCUGUGGCACAAAAAAGCAAACAAAUCCUUGAAACUGACAUCAAUGUACUGGGCAACCUAUCAUCUCAGAGCUGUACUAAAUCAAUUUCCAAGAAACCCAAGAAAGCUGUACUAGAUAAUGUUAAAAAGUCAUAUCCCUGUGAUAUCUGCAGUUAUAAAACCACACUGAAAUGUAAUUUAUUAACGCACAUUAGAACCCAUACUGGUGAAAAGCCUUAUUCUUGUAAUGUGUGCAAUUACAAAAGUGCAGAUAAAACUACUUUAUUAAGGCACAUAAGAACCCACACUGGUGAAAAGCCUUAUUCAUGUGACAAGUGCAUUCGUAAAUUUACACAAAAAAGUACAUUAUUACACCACAUGAGGAUCCAUACUGGCGAGAAGCCUUACGCUUGUGAGAUAUGCAAUCGUAAAUUUGCGCAAAAAAGUAAUUUAUUACAUCACGUAAAAAUCCACACUAGUGAAAAGCCUUAUUCUUGUGAAGUGUGCAAUUAUAAAUGUGCGGCUAAAAGAUAUUUAUUACAACACAUGAGAACCCACACUGGUAAAAAAUCCAGUUCGUUGGCGAAACUCAGGAACCCAGUGCAGCAGCGAUCGUGACCACGUGAAUAAUAACUUUGAGAUGCCAAAAUACAUAACAACGAGCAAUAUGUGACGUCACAUACAGUAGCUCUUUGUUUUGAAUCUAUAUUGAUAGAUUUAUUUAUUUAUAUUUUGAUUUUGACGGAGAAGAUCUUUACUGAUGUGGCUGCGACAGCUAUGACAUCUUUAACACACACAACAGGGAGUAAUACUUUGUGACGUCACAUGUUGCAGUAGCUGGCUAGAGAAUCGAUUCAAGAUCUGGUAAAAUGGGUAGAACGAAAGCAUGGAGAGGUAGACAAGCUUAUAACACAAGCAUUGACCGGACAUGGAGUUUUUAAUACUUACUUGUAUGCGAUCACAGAGUAAGUCUUUAAAAAUAACGUGUGAAGCCGGUGCAAGAGUAACCAGAGUUAGUCUUUACAAAUAAUGUGUGAAGCCGGUGCAAGAGUAACCAGAGUGAGUCUUUACAAAUAACGUGUGAAGCCGGUGCAAGACUAACCAGAGUGAGUCUUUACAAAUAAUGAAUAAUGUGUGAAGCCGGUGCAAGAGUAACCAGAGUGAGUCUUUACAAAUAACAUGUGAAGUUGGUGCAAGAGUAACCAGAGUGAGUCUUUACAAAUAAUGUGUGAAGCCGGUGCAAGAGUAACCAGAGUGAGUCUUUACAAAUAACGUGUGAAGCCGGUGCAACCCAUAAAAAAAAAACAAACAACACACGUCUCCUUGACAACCGCAUAUACAAACUUUUUCAUAAUUUGUAUUUCAAAAUUUAACACUAACAACAAUUACGUAAAUUAAUAUAGUAAUCAAUAAUUACGAAUAAAAAUUUACUCCAUCUUA